UUUGCGUGCGAGGAGGAGUCCCCCGCGGGCUUUCAGUCCCUCAGACCGUCCUGCUCUUCUGCUUCCAACUGUUCUCAGACCGACCACCGUCACCAUGCUGCUCUGCGGAGUUUGAAGAGCAGAUCUGCGUGGGACCUGAGUCGAAGGACAUGAACUGAAUAUGGAGAGCAUUUUUUGGACACAGGAGCGCGCGUAAAUCUGGACCUACCAUGCGCGUAAAGCCGGCUCUCGUGACAUCAGCGGAUGCGGAGAAGAAUCUGUAAAGUCUUGUGAACCGAAGUCAAAAAGUGAGGUAUGGAGUUUUCAAACCGAUCGCUUCUCAAUAACUUCAUUAUUCACUCGGACCUGAACCCGCUGACUGACUACCUGGAGGACAAUGAGACCAACACCACCACCGGGGAGCGCCUGUCGUCCGGGUGCGUCCAGAUCCGCGUGCCGCAGGAGCUCUUCCUGGCUCUGGGACUCAUCAGCCUGGUGGAGAACAUCCUGGUGGUCCUGGCCAUCUACAAGAACCACAACCUUCACUCGCCCAUGUACUACUUCAUCUGCUGCCUGGCGGUGUCCGACAUGCUGGUCAGCGUCAGCAACGUGGUGGAGACCAUCUUCAUGCUGCUCAACGACAACGGCUUGAUGGACGUCCACCCGGGGAUGCUGCGUCACCUGGACAACGUGAUCGACGUGAUGAUCUGCAGCUCCGUGGUCUCGUCCCUGUCCUUUCUCUGCACCAUCGCCGCGGACCGUUACAUCACCAUCUUCUACGCGCUGCGCUACCACAGCAUCAUGACCACGCAGCGCGCGGUCACCAUCAUCGUGGUGGUGUGGCUGGCCAGCGUCACCUCCAGCAUCCUCUUCAUCGUCUACCACACCGACAACGCCGUCAUCGUGUGCCUGGUCACCUUCUUCUGCUCCACGCUGGUCUUCAACGCGGUGCUCUACCUGCACAUGUUCCUCCUGGCGCACAUCCACUCGCGGCGCAUCAUGGCCUUCAACAAGAGCCGCCGCCAGUCCACCAGCAUGAAGGGUGCCAUGACCCUCACCAUCCUGCUGGGGGUCUUCAUCGUCUGCUGGGGGCCCUUCUUCCUGCACCUCAUCCUCAUCCUCACCUGUCCCACCAACCCCCUGUGCAACUGCUUCUUCAGGAACUUUAACCUCUUCCUCAUCCUCAUCAUCUGCAACUCGCUCAUCGACCCGCUCAUCUACGCGUACCGCAGCCAGGAGCUGCGUAAAACCCUGCAGGAGCUGGUCAUGUGCGCCUGGUGCUUCGGCCUGUGACAUCAUAUACAUUCAGGAAGAAAACGGAGGCAAACUGUCCUGUCCACCUCGUCGGCGGUGUCUUCUUCCUGAAUGUUUAUUAUGUCAGAAGCUGGCGCGGAACCGGACGGAGCGCCGGGUCCAGUGCGCAACUGCUGAGAAUCUUCCAUCCACGCGCGCGGGACUGAUGGCGUCUGGACUCUCUUGACUAAGAGAGAUUCUCUUUGUUAGUUAAGAGAGUCGCCUGUGACUUUUGGAUUUUAUUGACCUCCACAGGAGUCGAGAUGGAGACUGGAGAAAACUGCUGUCCAUCUAAACAUGAACGCCGGUAAAUGCUUCUCUUGGGUAACUCGCAGAAUCUGGAUGCAGUGACACCGUCAUAGACUUUAUCAUGUUUAAGUUAAGUAAAAAUAAAAUUAAAAUAACUGACAAAAAUAUUUACUUCACUGUAGAAAACCAGCCCUCGAGAAAGAAACCUGAUAUUAUUUUUAUACUUUCAAGAGCUUAAAGCCUUUAAUUCUUCCAAUCCUGACUUUUUUCAUGGUUCAUGAAUGUUAUUCAUAUUUAUUCAAAUAUUAAAAUCCAGAUUUUAUUGUUUGCCCCAAAUCAUCCUUUAUCGUUAUAUAAUAUUUAAACGAAUGUAAAAUAAGCUUUUCCUAUAAAUUUCUUAAAUUGUCAUCCCGUCUGGAUUUUUAAAAAAGUUUGUUUAACACAUUUAUAUGCUCAUUAGAAAAAUAUAUGGAGGUUAUAUUUUGGUGAAUAUUGUGACUCACUGACUUUAAAUGCAUGCAUCACUCAUUUUUACGAAACAAGAAUUGAGGAUCUUGGCAUCACACACAAGUUGACACGUUUUGUCUUUUGUGUUAAAGCAAUUUAACACGUAGAUAUUAACCGAAACACUGCUUUCCAUGUUAUGCUCCAUAUCUAAAUGUAGAUGGAAAUCAUAUCCAGAAUAAUAUCUAAAGUAAUAUUGACCUCCUCCAUCUGCAAAUUCAACUUUUGUCGUGAUGAAAUCAGUGUAAAUGUUACGAAAUUUCCUUUAUUUGGCCCAACUUUAACAGAAUAAGAUAAACAUUUUGCAGCCUUCAUUUUGAUCGCGUCUGAGGAGGUAAUCGUGGUGAGAAUAAUAAUUAUUAUUAAUUUAUUACGUCUCCGCUUCAACCUAAAACACGUUGGGCUGAUGCUGGAAGCUGAUUUAAAUAACUGUGACAGAAUCAUCUGCUCAGGUUUAUGAUAGAAAUGUAAAUAUGAUUCUUCCAAUACUUUGUUCUCCUCUGUCCUCACCAUUUUUCCUCUGCAUUUCACAUGUUUCAAAACGUCAAUCAUGGCUAGGGAGGAUGGUUUUAGGAGGACGAGAGUUGGGAUGGUCCUUGUUUGUUUGUAACAUGGCUUCCACGAUGUAGCUACACAGGUUUGCUGAAGUGGUGAGAACUCUGCUGAAAAUCUCCCGUUCCUUGUCGAUUCAGAUAGUUAUUUAUAGAUGUUCAUGACAACGUUGAAAGUGAUCACUGACUGUUGCACACUGUGGUACUUGAAUAUCUGCACUUGCUGGAUGUGCUCAUCUGUUUAUCCUCAUUUAUUUAUAAGUGGACCUACUGUAAAGAAAAAAAAGACUGCAACUCUUACCUGUGAAUAUUUCUCAGAACUUUGUAUUCUCCAUCAGUAACGUCACUGGAAGUUGCACUUGGCUGCUGCAGAAGCGUCUCUGUGCUCAUGAUUCAUGUGACACCAACAUUAUUAAGCAUAUU
This is a messenger RNA of Synchiropus splendidus (mandarinfish), 2999 nucleotides long. RefSeq names its product melanocortin 1 receptor (gene mc1r). The record is from RefSeq and is a predicted model, not a curated record. The coding region runs from base 295 to 1272 and encodes 325 amino acids. The transcript has a single exon. Lineage: Eukaryota; Metazoa; Chordata; Actinopteri; Syngnathiformes; Callionymidae. Gene Ontology annotation, cellular component: membrane. Gene Ontology annotation, molecular function: melanocyte-stimulating hormone receptor activity. Gene Ontology annotation, biological process: G protein-coupled receptor signaling pathway.